UUGCUUAUGUUGGCAAUCAAAGGAAAAAGAGCCGGAGAAAGCCACCGUUUAAUAAGGCCGUUGGUCAGUUAGUGAAAGGUCUACAGUAAACGAGGAGGGGUAAAGGAGGGGAUUUUCCCCCAGAAAGUGGAAAGGGAUCAAAUCUUUCGCUCGGCUCCUGAGGGAUGACUGGGAAUGAAGGCGAGAGAACUCUUUUCGGAUUCUGUGACACCUUCAAUAUUGACACCAAAAGGCCCCGAAUCAUACCAGGCUCUAAAGAAGCGUACUUUGGCUACACGGUGCAGCAGCAUGAAAUCGCUGGGAAGAAAUGGCUGGUGGUGGGAGCCCCCUAUGAAACCAAUGGACAGCUGAAGACUGGAGACGUCUACAAGUGUCCGGUGAAUGGCGAGACUAACGGCAACUGCACCAAACUCAACCUAGGAAGAGUAACACUCUCCAAUGUGUCAGAGCGCAAAGAUAACAUGCGUCUUGGCCUGAGUCUGACCACAAACCCCAAGGACAAGAGCUUUCUGGCUUGCAGCCCUCUCUGGUCCCAUGAGUGCGGAAGCUCUUACUAUACCACAGGAAUGUGCUCCAGGGUGAACUCCAACUUCAGAUUCUCGAAGACCAUCGCUCCUGCUCUCCAGAGAUGCCAAACGUACAUGGACAUAAUCAUCGUUCUGGAUGGAUCGAACAGCAUAUAUCCCUGGGUUGAAGUGCAACAUUUCCUGAUAAACAUCUUGAAAAAGUUUUACAUUGGGCCUGGUCAGAUACAGGUUGGAGUUGUUCAGUAUGGAGAAGACGUCGUGCAUGAAUUUCAUUUAAAUGACUACAGGUCUGUAAAAGAUGUGGUGGAAGCUGCUAGUCACAUAGAGCAGAGAGGAGGUACAGAAACCAGGACAGCAUACGGGAUAGAAUUUGCUCGCUCAGAAGCCUUUCAGAAAGGUGGGCGAAAGGGAGCAAAGAAAGUGAUGAUUGUAAUAACCGAUGGGGAAUCCCAUGACAGCCCAGACCUGGAGAAGGUGAUUGAAAACAGUGAGAAGGACAAUGUCACCAGAUAUGCUGUGGCAGUUCUGGGGUAUUAUAAUAGAAGAGGAAUCAACCCAGCAGCAUUUUUGAAAGAAAUAAAAUUUAUAGCAAGUGAUCCAGAUGACAAGCAUUUCUUUAAUGUCACAGAUGAAGCGGCACUUAAGGAUAUUGUGGAUGCACUGGGAGAGAGGAUAUUUAGUUUGGAAGGUACCAACAAAAACGAAAUCUCCUUUGGACUUGAAAUGUCCCAGACUGGAUUUUCAUCACACAUUGUGGAAGAUGGGAUUUUGCUUGGGGCCGUAGGAGCGUAUGACUGGAAUGGAGCAGUGCUCAAAGAAACCAGCAGUGGAAAAGUCAUUCCUCAUAGGGAAUCGUAUCUCCAGGAAUUCCCGGAGGAGCUGAAGAACCAUGGCGCAUACCUAGGUUACACCGUCACCUCAGUGAUGUCUCCAAAGCAUGGAAGGAUUUAUGUAGCGGGAGCUCCCAGGUUCAACCACACUGGGAAAGCAAUUAUUUUUACAAUGCACAGCAACAGAAACCUAACUAUUCACCAGUCUUUGAAAGGAGAACAGAUUGGCUCCUACUAUGGAAGUGAAAUAAAUUCCAUCGACAUUAAUGGAGACGGGAUGACAGAUAUUUUGUUGGUCGGUGCCCCCAUGUACUUCAGCGAAGGCAGAGAGAGGGGGAAGGUGUACGUCUACGUUCUAAAAGAGGACCGGUUUGUUUUCAACGGAGCUCUGAAAGAUUUGCAGAGCUACCAGAAUUCUAGAUUUGGCUCUUGCAUUGCCUCUGUCCGUGAUCUGAAUCAAGACUCCUACAACGAUGUUGUCAUUGGUGCUCCUUUGGAAGAUGACCACCAAGGAGCAAUAUAUAUCUUCCAUGGCUUCAAAGAAAACCUCCUGAAGAUGUAUAAGCAGAGAAUAGCAGCCGCAGACCUUCUUCCAGGCCUGAUGUAUUUUGGAUGCAGUAUCCACGGACAACUAGAUCUAAAUGAAGAUGGCCUCAUAGACCUAGCAAUUGGCUCCCUUGGAAGUGCUGUGCUCUUAUGGUCCCGCAGUGUUGUCCAGGUCAAUGCCAGCAUUCGGUUUGAACCAUCCAAAAUCAACAUCUUUAACAAAGACUGCAAGCGAAAUGGGAAGGAUGCCACCUGCAUGUCUGCAUUCGUCUGCUUCACUCCAGUCUUCCUCUCGACUCAUUUUCAGACGGCAAGUGUGGGAUUAAAAUACAAUGCAACCAUUGACGAGCGAAGGUACACGCCACGGGCUCAUCUGGAUGAAAAUAGCGACCGGCACACUCAUAGGCUGGUCACAUUGUCUGCAGGACAAGAACACUGUGACAAGCUAAAUUUUCACGUCUUGGACACAGCAGACUAUGUGAAGCCUGUGACAUUUUCAGUCGAAUAUGGGCUGGAGAAUCCUGACUAUGGUCCCAUGAUGGAUGAUGGCUGGCCAACUGCAUUUAAAGUCUCUGUGCCUUUCUGGAAUGGAUGCAAUGAGGAUGAACACUGUGUCCCUGAUCUGGUCCUUGAUGCUAAAAAUGAUAUUCCAACUGCCACGGAGUAUUGCAGAAGAGUACUGAGAAAGUCACCGUCGGAUUGCGCCGCCUACACACUAUCUUUUGAUACCUCCGUUUUUAUCAUAGAGAGCACGAGGAGGAGGGUGGCUGUAGAAGCUACACUGGAGAACAAAGGCGAAAAUGCAUACAGCACUGUCCUAAACAUUUCCUUCUCGAGAAAUCUGCAGUUUGCUAGCUUGAUUCAGAAGGAUGAUACAGACGUCAAUAUUGAAUGCAUGAAUGAAGAAAAGCGCCCCAACAAGAAGGUGUGCAAUGUUAGCUACCCCUUCUUCCGAGCCAAAGCAAAGGUGGCUUUUCGCCUGGAUUUCGAAUUCAGCAAAUCUAUUUUUCUUCAAAGCAUGGAGAUCUAUCUAACUGCCAACAGUGACAGCGAAGAACAGGAAAGUACCAAAGAGGAUAAUGCUGCUCUCCUGAAUUUUCACCUGAAAUACGAAGCCGACCUCCUUUUCACCAGGAGUUCGAGUCUGGACUACUAUGAAAUCAAGUCAAACAGCUCCCUGGGGAGAUACGACAGCAUCGGCCCUCCCUUUAAUUGCACAUUUAAGCUGCACAAUCUGGGGUUCUUUCCUGUCGACGGCGUGACUAUCAAAAUCACAAUCCCAGUAGCCACAAGAGGAGGGAAUCGCCUUCUGCUGCUGACUGAUUUCAUUGUGGAUCAGGAAAACACGACGUGUAAUAUCUGGGGAAACAACACUGAUUACAGAAGGACACCCGCUGAGGAGGACCUUUCCCGUAACCUACAACUGAACCACAGUAACUCGGACGUCGUGUCCAUUGACUGUAAUGUGAAAUUAGCAUCCAACGAAGAAAUCAACUUUCACUUACGUGGCAAUCUGUGGCUGGAGUCACUGAAAGCACUGAAGUUCAGGUCACUGAAGCUCACGACGAACGCAGCUCUGCAGCGACGGUUUCGCAGCCCCUUCAUCUUUCGGGAAGAGGACCCCAGUCGCCAGAUAACGUUUGAAAUCUCCAAGCAAGAGGAGUCCCAGGUCCCGAUCUGGAUCAUCCUAGGCAGCACGCUCGGAGGGCUCCUGCUACUCGCGCUCCUUGUCCUGGCUCUAUGGAAGCUUACGGAGUAUAUGUCUGUCUUGAUGCUGAGGGAUGUGGGUGUGGAACUCCGUUUGCAUCGAGAUGAGAAUACACCCCUUUGUGUGAAAUUAUCUAAAUAAAACCGAUUCGCUGGCUAUAUGCCACAGGAGCACAAGCAUCAAAAGGUACUUCAAACUGGUUUUAAAUAGCUCUGUUUUGCCUAGUCAGAGGCAGCUAUGCAAAUCUGAGAGAGAGAGAGCGAACUAAGGGCAAUAACAGAAUAGGGGUGGUCAUUAUGAUUAAUGUUUUCAUGCUGGGGAUUGCAAGUUUAAUGAAAUGCUACAGCUCUAAAAAACAAGCCAGUCAGAUUAAUUGUGAGAGCUGUGAGAUUAGGGUGAAAUCUCAGGAGAUUUACAGUAGCUAAUUUUCAUGCCUGAGUUGUAUAAAAUCCCACUGAUUAAUUGCACCUCCUGUUCUUGAACUUCUUAAUCGGCAUUAUGGGUGGGAUUUGAGAGACGUUCUAGCUAAAAGGCAUAGAAAGUCUAUUUCCCAACUGUUAAGCUGUAGCAACAGUAAACCUGCAUUUAUUGUUUGUUCAUUUAAAUGGCCUCACACUCUGUGAGUAAUGUGUGUUCAAAAUGUAGUGUUCAAAAAUCGUUUGAGGGGAUGGCCCUUGUGCAGAGCACUCCUUUGCUGCUGCUACUGCUACUAAACAGUACUUCUGAGAUACCUCAUAUUAAAGGGUAACAUUUGGAUUAUUCAAACUAGGCGGACUUGUCAGUAAAAUGCCACAUGUGAAUUCUCCAAGUGCAUGAUUUGCCUGAGGAAAUAAGAUUUCUCCAGUGAGGAAGAAAGAGACAAAAAAUCCUGUCCAGAUAGUAAACAGAUCAAUUGAACAAAUUACACAUUUGUUAAAUUCAUGUUGUGCAUCAAAAUUUAAUAAUGCAGGGUUCAGUGGAGCGCCCGUUGAAGCAAAGCGGAGCUGGCUCAGGCCAAUACAAAGCCACAGAUCCCCAAGUGUUUUACAUUUUCUGAGUGGAGAGUUUAAUACAGAGAUUUUAAUUUGCUUUCUUUUUAAUGCACUGAAUACAAUUAAUAGCAAAUUAAAGCACCUUAAUGCAAAACUUCAGUGUCCAGCUGUAUAUACUUAUUCUGAAAAUAUUUACCUGUUUAAACACAAAAGAACAUCAAAAAACCAGUUUGAAGUGUUUUCUACAAACUGUGCAAUUUCAAAGAGUAUACGUGCAACAGGAAUCCAAACAUGUAUUAUAAUUGUAUAUACUUUGUGUAAUGCAGAGAUGAUCAGUGCUGUUUGACAAAAAUCUUUUCUUUUGCAUAAUAUAAUUAUUUAUGCUAAUAUUAACUUUAUGACUGAAAAGAAAGAAAGCAGACGUCACCCGAUGUGUAAUAAAGUCUGUUAAAUACUGUUUGAGUAUUUUUUAAGGAUAAAAAAUACAGUAUUUUUAAAAAUUCAUAGUUUCAACUACCAUUCUGUGCCAAACCAUUUUCACCAAUUAUCAUCUAGAAUUGGAUUGAAUUGUUCACAUGCCUUUAGAAGAGAGUGGAAAAAGGGACUAUGAUUAUACUAUUUCUGCCUUUAUUUAUUUUGACAAUAAAUAUAUUUUCCAGGACGACUAUAUACAAGCCUUCUUUUAAAGGGACACUGUCAGGUUAAAAAAACUAAAUGCUUACGCUUGCAGCAUGAGUAUCCCAUUGUGGGCCCAUCCAUACACACGUUGCAGGAUCAUCUCCUUUGGUCCUUAUCGUUGUGUUAAACCUUUCGAUUAUUUAAACUGAAAAACAAAUCUAAUUGACUUUUUCUGUUUCUGCUUUUCUUGCGUUUUGCAUUUCUCAGCUUGAGCAAAGGAAGGUCUAGUCAGUUUCAUUAUUUCUAGUUAAUUUUACUUUCAUGUUUUCCUGCACUAGCCCAAGCAGGGGCUAGUAAUGGGGAUGCAACUGCUUCAGGGAGUUGUUUAUUUACAUUUGUUUCCAUUAGCGAUUUUAAACAAAGAAUGGGACUAGCUAUGAUAGUUUUAGGCUUUGUGAAUGAUUAGCAUGGGGGUGCCUGUUUUACAAAACUAAAUGGAGAUUUUUGACCUGACGUUGUCCCUUUAAUUCAAUAUUAUAUUGGGAGUAGCAUAUGUUUCCCACCACAAGAGUGCAUUUUCUUAUUGAGCUGGCUUAACUAAAAUCUUGGCCAUUGUACAGAGGUUUUUUUCCCCUUUUAUGAGUAAUCAGUUUUCAGAAAUCUUGCAAAAUAAUCUUGUUGAAAGUAUUUAAAUGGAAGGCUGCAUAAAGAACACUGAAGUCAUCAAUUCAUCCUCACACGACCUCUCUCUUUGACCAACAUCAAAACCAACAAAAAAAAACCCCAAACCCAACAACAAAAAACAAACAAACCACCACACAUUGUUCAGCAGCUUGUUCAUUUCAGAUGUUGGUGAUGAGAAAAUUAAUUUUCUUUUUCAAAUCCAAAACUUUAGCUUAUCAUUAGCAUUUUCCCCGUAUUUUAAAUAACUUCAAUAUACACGAAAUAGAAAAUACCUCAAGGUCAAAAUUCACUGGGGCCUGAUUUUGCACCAUUGAAGUCAACUGGUGCUUUGCCACUUCCUUCGGUGGGCACAGAAUAAGACCAAUAGUGAAUAAGCAACAGUGUAAAUAAAAUACCCAGUAUUGCUGUAGGGUCUUUCCACUGACAACCAAACGGAUGAAACGUAGCGACUUCGUAUUAAUUCUGUUCCUUAAAACAAAAGAAAAUGAUUGCCCAAUCAAUUCUUGUUUAUACUAUACUAAUAAUGGAAAAAUAAAAGCUUUUAUCAUGUAUUCCACCAGUCUCAUCAAGAACAAAAACAGCACUACCAUCUUCAUCGGGAUUGCGAGGCGU
This is a messenger RNA of Terrapene triunguis (Three-toed box turtle), 6496 nucleotides long. RefSeq names its product integrin subunit alpha 11 (gene ITGA11). The record is from RefSeq and is a predicted model, not a curated record. Gene Ontology annotation, molecular function: integrin binding. Gene Ontology annotation, cellular component: external side of plasma membrane; integrin complex. Gene Ontology annotation, biological process: cell-matrix adhesion; cell-cell adhesion; cell adhesion mediated by integrin. The transcript has 30 exons. NCBI's taxonomy places the organism in Eukaryota, Metazoa, Chordata, Testudines, Emydidae. The coding region runs from base 165 to 3752 and encodes 1195 amino acids.